AUGCACAUCGCUACCACCUUCCUCAUCACCCUAGGCGCCCUCGCCUCCCUCACCUUGGCCGGAGAAGGCGGUGCGCCGGACCCUAACUGUGGCGCUCCAUUCUGUAAGCGCGCACAGGCUAUGGAGAAUAUCAGGGCGUCGUUGCUGGCCAAGGCUAGCGCUACUGCUACUGUUGUUCCUACUAUUCCUGCGGCUAGUGCUGGCGCGGAUGCGCAUGCUGAGGCGAAGUAG
Molecule: messenger RNA, 231 nt
Organism: Alternaria ethzedia
Lineage: Eukaryota; Fungi; Ascomycota; Dothideomycetes; Pleosporales; Pleosporaceae
Exons: 1
Coding region: 1-231 (76 amino acids)
Source: RefSeq, a predicted model, not a curated record